This is a messenger RNA of Corylus avellana, 2316 nucleotides long. The record is from RefSeq and is a predicted model, not a curated record. Lineage: Eukaryota; Viridiplantae; Streptophyta; Magnoliopsida; Fagales; Betulaceae.
AUGGAGACACUAGAAACGAUCUCGGCGGCUCUUGAAUGCACAGACGCGAAGAAAGAGGACCUCAAGAAGGCCUUCGACGAGUUGCAAUCCCAUUCCUCAGUCCUCGCCUCCUUCUCUCGGUCCGACCUCGACGCUCACUUCACUACCCUACAGAACUCGCUCACUGAACGAUUUCACCUCCUGGAAUCGCUCGAGUUGGAAAAACAAACUCAGACCCACUAUUCUGUGACCCCGCCGAGGAUCGAGUUGAGGGCUUUUUGUGAGAGCAUAGACGGAAAGGGGUUGAGGAAGUAUGUAUUAGAGCACCCAAAUGAGAAGGUGGCGAUAAUAGCCGAGCUACCUGGUGCAAUGCGGUGCACGCCGGACCCAGCAGCGAUGGUCUUGGAUGCCAUGGAAGGGUUUUAUAGCGUAAAGGGCAAUAAGGAACGGGAUGUGGGUCGUUUGAGGAGGUCUUGUGUGCCAUUGUUGGAGGCACUAAUGGGGCUUAAGCCCAAUGUGGGUGUGGGAGUGAGGGAGAGAGCAAAGGUUGGCUUUGGAGAAGACUCCGUGAGGGAGAUUGAGUCCAUGACUAAUGAAGAAAUUGUUCAAGAUGCAUUUGAGUCAUUCGAAAUUGACGACGAUGUUGUUGAAGUAAAUUCACUAGGAGAUGACUCUGUUUCUAUGGGGAUUAAGAAAAAGGGAAAGAAGUGUAGGAAGACCUCAGAUGUUUGGCAAUAUUAUGACAUCGUUCCUAAUGCUAAUCCAAAUGACCCGGAGCUGGAAAAAGCAGGAUCUCUAGGGGUAAGUGACUCUAAAUUUGAUCCUAAAAGAUAUAGAGAAUUGUUGGUUGCUUCAGUUAUUAAGCAUGAUUUGCUUUUUUCAUAUGUUAAAUAUGAUGGUGUAAGAGCAGUACAUCAAUACUUGAGUGCUAAUGUACCAUUUAUCUCUAGAAAUGCUGGUAAGACUGAUUUGGUUAAGAUGUAUUUGAGGGAGAAACAAAGGGUUAAAUCUAUGUUGAAUGCUUGUCCUAGGAGGAUUUGUUUAACAUCUGAUUUGUGGACUUCUUUGGCAACUGAUGGGUAUAUCUGCCUUACUGCACAUUUUAUUAACAAAGAUUGGGUCUUAACCAAGAGGAUGUUAAACUUUUCAUUUAUGCCCCCAGCACACAAUGGUAUAUCUUUGUCUGAUGUUAUAUAUAACUUGCUACAAGAGUGGGGGAUUGAGAACAAGAUUUUCAGUAUAACAUUGGAUAAUGCUUCUUUCAAUGAUCUUUGUGUUGGGUUCUUAAAAGAUAAAUUGAACAUGAAGAAAGCCCUUCCUUGUGAUCGUGAUUUCUUUCAUAUGCAUUGUUGUGCUCACAUUCUUAAUUUGAUAGUACAAGAUGGAUUGAAAGAGAUCAAUGAUGCUAUCCAAAAGAUUCAAGAUAGCGUGAAAUAUGUUAGGGGAUCACAAGUGCGAAAACAAAGUUUUCUUCAAGCAGUGAAUCAAAUAUCAUUGGACAGUCAUAAAGGGUUAAAACAAGAUGUGCCAACCAGAUGGAAUUCUACAUAUCUGAUGCUUGAGAGUGUUGUUCACUAUAGGCGUGCUUUUAGUUAUUUGGAGAUGAAUGAUAAAAACUAUAAGCAUUAUCCUACUGCACUUGAGUGGGAAAAGGUGAAUAAUAUCAAAAGUUUCUUAGCUUACUUUUACCAAGCUACAUGUGCUUUUUCUGGUACUAAGUAUUCCACCGCCAACUUAUACUUUCCCGUGAUUGCCAUGAUUUAUGUGAGCUUGAAGGAAGAUGUUCUGAGUGAAGAUGAGCAUAAGAGUUUAAUAGCAACUCAAAUGCUCUUUAAAUUUGAGAAAUAUUGGUUGGAAUUCAGUGAAGUGUUGGCCGUUGCAGUUAUCUUAGAUCCUCGUUACAAGCUUCAUCUUGUAAAUUAUUACUAUACGAAGAUCUAUAGAGUUAUGAAUUCUACACAGUAUAUGAAUGUUCAUGAUAAAUUAAAGAACCUUUUUAUGGAGUAUAGUGCUUCUUCUAUACCUUCAAAUUCAAGCUCCAUAACUGUUCAUCAGCCCCAAGAAUAUUUGGCAUUUGGUGGAGUCGAUGUUAAUUCACAAAAGAGUCAAUUGGAAAUUUAUUUGGAGGAGCCUAGUAUUGGUGGACGUGUGAUUGAUCAAUAUAGGAGCUCACUCAAGCCUAAUAUUGUUGAAGCAUUAAUUUACAGUAGAGAUUGGUUGUAUGGAGAUCAAGCACAAAUGAAGUUGGAUAGCAUAGAAGAGGAAAUUUUGACAACUGAUGUUAAUUCUUGUGACAUUCCAAAUUCAUCUGGAGCACAGUCUGCUAAUAUUUCUUAA